Messenger RNA from Aspergillus sclerotioniger CBS 115572, 3129 nucleotides. RefSeq lists its product as uncharacterized. The coding region runs from base 253 to 3012 and encodes 919 amino acids. Gene Ontology annotation, cellular component: NuA4 histone acetyltransferase complex. The record is from RefSeq and is a predicted model, not a curated record. The transcript has a single exon. Gene Ontology annotation, molecular function: protein binding. Lineage: Eukaryota; Fungi; Ascomycota; Eurotiomycetes; Eurotiales; Aspergillaceae.
CUUUCCUCGCUCGUUUUUUCCCGGGUCGCUCCCUUCAUUUUUCUGCGCGCAUGGUCGGAACCGCCACCCCGACCUGUCCCAUCGCGUUUUUCCGGCCUGGUAUUUCAGGUGUCCAUCCUUCAGCUGUGCUAAUACGAGGGCUGGCCUCGUCGACUGCGCUCUUUGGGCCGACAAUCUGCGACGACUCCUACCACCGUGGCCCCCAUUCCUCUCUACUACCCCCCCAGUGGCCGAUCCGACGGGCAAUGGGGGAUGCCUCCUCUAUCCGCCUACACGCCCUUUGAGUCGCUCCUCUUCUUCCAAUCGCUUGCCGGCCUCGAUACGCCUCCCGCAAACUUCGCCUCUAUUUCCGAUGUUCUCCGCAACAAUCCCUUCAUUCAACAGAAUGCCGCCUAUGAUGCGGGCAGGCUCGCCCCCGAAGCCUUGGAAGAUCUUUAUACAACCCUGAUGCGAGAUGGCGUGGAUUCCAUCACAUCAGGUCCGAACGGCCAUCAUACGGAGAGCUCCGGUGCCAACAAUUCCAAAAAGCGCAAAAUAUCCAGUCCUCGACCGGAUGGGUUGGCGGACAAGGCCCUGAGCCAUGUCAGCAUGGUGCCAGGACUAGUGUCGCAUCUGUACGCCCGGUAUAAGGAGCUGGUGACCCGGGAAAUCAGGAACGAGGAGCAGCGAUACAAGGAAAUCAGAGAGGAGAUUGAACAGCUACAAAGGGAGGAGGUGGAAGCUCCUCCGGAGCCUGUGACAAGACCAACUCCAGCGCAGCCGAUUGCACCGGCGCAGCCAGAGCCGGCGCCACAACCAAUGGACGUGGAUGUAAAGGGAGAGAAGCCCAUUCCUCAACCUCGUGGAGAACCUAUGCACAUCGCGAUACCGGCGGUGGGGGGGGACGCAAAGCAGCCACAAUUGGAACCGCCGCGCAAGGACCUAGAGAGCAAGCAACCAGCAAAACCAGCACCGCGCCCACCGCCUACACCCCAACCUGUGCUCGCGCAACCCGCGCAGCCCGCGCCGCCGGUCCAGGCUGUCGAGCAGCCUCCGAAGGAACAGGAAAAGAAGAUCCAACCACAGCCACAGUUGCCUCAGCAGCUGCCGCAACCGUCACCUCGGCCCCAGCCCAGUCUUCAACCGGCGACCGCCCGCCCAUCGCAGCCACCGGUUCCGAAUGGAAAAGUGUUGGCAGCAUCACAACCACCGCUUGUGCCCAGGAAUUCCCCUGCGAACCAUGCACCAGUGAACGCGCCAAUUACGCCGUCGCCAAGAUCAUCCACUGCUGCAACGCCUAGUGCUGGGGUCGCGCGCCCUCCCGCAGUCACACCCUCUCAAGCUCCGCCAAAAGUCAGUGUGUCAAUUCCUUCUACCCCGCAACAGGUUCCUCCCAGCAAACCUUCUAUCAAGGAGACACCACCGGUACCAGCCGCUAGCCCAGCUCCUCAGCGCCCUCUACCCCAGGCUAGUUUCCAACAGUGGUCGUUGAACCAGCCCCCGCAAACUCCUCAGCCUCCCGCAUUUCCGAAGCCGAAACCCGAACCAACAAAUAUUGCUGGUGCUGGACGGCCGGUCCAGUCUCCCGUACCUCCUCCCAUCCCAGCUUUUGAGAGCAAGAAGGCACCUCAACCCCCUCGACCAACGCCAGUUCCCUCGACCCCUGGUCCUGUGCCCGCGACAGCCCAAACGCCAGCUCAUAAUGUCCCACCGCCAGUGUUUCAGACACCAAUUGGCCCGGCACAGGCAUCAAUCCUUUCGCGGCCGACCAGUGCCCGGCCUCGGCCUACGAUUGAUACAGGUUCUCUGACACCUGGCUCGAUGACGCCAUGGAAGAAGACCCCACGGUUAAGUAUCGCUAUUUCUCCUCGUUCACCCGAGCGGCCACGACCAGAGGAGAUCAGUCCUAUCAGUGAAAAGGCACCAUCUCUGAUGGGAUCCCGGGAAGCAACGCCGGAAGAGCCUGAGCCUCGUCGCCGAAAACGCAGGUCUGAAGCCAAGAGCAACGGAGCUAACGAUCAGACCCUAUCGAUUGAUUUGGAUCACAAAGGAGGGCCAAAAAGGAAAGGCGAGAAGUCAUCGCUGUCCACUGGAAAGGAUCGUGAUCGAAGCACGGCUUCAUCCAGAAGUCGGGGUCGGUCAGUGUUGUCGCGUGAUGAAGAGUCCAUGGCAGAUGCGGGCUCUGGGAAAAUCAAGCAUGAAGUACCCAGUACCCCGGCUGGUGUCUCUGAAACUGCUGAACCCGAACGGCCUUCUGUCAGUCGUCCUGGCAGGGGGCGACCCAAGCGCAAGCGUGCUCCGAGUGAGAGUCUCGAGGCCGAACCUUCUCAGCCGGAGUUCACCCAGCUGAGUCGCCUUGACCCCAAUAUGUCGUCGACGUACGUGGUAUGCGCGCGGAAUUUCCCCCGCACCGGGGCUCCUAUCAUGAACGAUGUGACCACGCACAAGCAUGCCUCGAUCUUCACCAAGCCGUUGACUGAACGUGACGCUCCGGGAUACCGCGAUCUCAUCUAUCGACCGCAAGACCUCAAGUCCAUCAAGUCGCUGAUCCACCAGGGCAGCAGGGCACUAGCCGCAGCCACCGAGGCCGCCAGCACGCCGGCAGGAGAUGGGGAGUCACCAGCUCCUGGUGUCGGAACCCCAUCGAAGAACGCUGUACUUAUGCUGCAGAAGACCGAGGACGUCAUACCUCCAAAGGGGGUGGUCAACUCCGCCCAGCUGGAGAAGGAACUGAUCCGCAUGUUCGCCAAUGCGGUGAUGUUCAAUCCCAUUCCCCAGCGUGGCUUUGGGCCCGCCUUCCCCAUGAUCAGUGACAGCGGUUCGCGAGAAAGCACACAAGUCCCCGAACCCGACGAGGGCGGGAUCAUCAAAGACACACUGGAGAUGUUCGAGGACGUCGAACAAGCGGUCACGAGAUGGCGCGCCGCGGAACGUACAGCCGACGAGCUCGCUAGCAAGAGCAUCCUCGCGCUUCGGCGCGGGAGUGCCAGCGAUCUCAACACCGACAGUGCGGAUGAAGUCAAGGGCUCAUGAUCUCUUGGACGAUCUAGGAUCCUUAAUGUAACAUUACACGAAUGGAAAUAGACGCAUCUUUUCCUCAUACCCUUACGUCAUGUUCUAUUUCAUAAUCAUAAGCUUUUGUAUCUCAGC